This is a messenger RNA of Dicrocoelium dendriticum, 1068 nucleotides long. Lineage: Eukaryota; Metazoa; Platyhelminthes; Trematoda; Plagiorchiida; Dicrocoeliidae. The record is from the annotation of a GenBank genome assembly.
GCUCUGAUGCGUGCUGUAAUACAACGGGUUAAGGAAGCGUCGGUGUCAGUUGACAACUCUAUCGUCAGUCAUAUAGGACGUGGAAUAUUAGUACUUAUCGGGCUCUCUUCGAAAGAUACCGAUGCCGAUAUCGCAUACAUUGCCCGGAAGUUACUGAACGUUCGCCUAUUUCCCAGCGCAGAUGGUUCUCGACGAUGGGAUAAAAGUGUCAGAGAUCUUGGUCUGGAAGUGCUCUGCGUAAGCCAGUUCACGCUGUACUGCGAACUCAAAGGUAACAAGCUCGACUUUCAUCGCGCCAUGAGCCCAGCUCCUUCAGCUUUGAUCUACGCGACACUGAUCGCUCGACUGCGAAAAGACUACUUAUCGGAGCGAGUUAAAGAUGGAGUCUUCGGUGCCAUCAUGGAUGUGAAGCUGGUGAACGAUGGACCUGUGACCAUUGUACUGGAUUCCAAUCUGCCUUGUGUGGACACAACAGUAACACAAGACGUUGAAGACCAGUGAAGGACCCUCAGCGGUGUCCAGAACCAGCAUGUUAUUUCUCUCAUCUGUUUGCGUCAGUUCCAGUCUAGUAACAACUUCGCGUUCCUUUUCCAAACCUUAGUCUUUAUGUACCCUCCUCAGUCCUAUACUCUGAUGUCUUCGACAUCGCGACAAACGGACUGGAACUACUACUGCGGCAGUCUUAGGUAUCCCGUACCGGAUAAAAACGAGCUCAACCCGUUGUCUUAGGUCUUCUCGUAUCACUGCAUUCUUACUUUGCCAACUCUCUCCCCUCAUAUCACGUGCGAUUUCUCUUUCUUCGUGUUCCACUGGUGUACAUUUUUGUACGUAUCCCGCACACGAAUAAAUUGAAUGGAUUUAUAUGCUGUCACAAACGGAACUCUGAUCCUCCCUUCACUACGUAAUUCCUGAGCAAUUCAAUAUUUUGCUUCACUAAUUUGGUGAGAGGACGUCCUACUGCUUCUUGCUGUACAUCCAUGGUGUUGUUAAAUCAUGGAUUCGGUACUUUUUCGUCCAUAGCUUUUAACCUAACUGAAUUCGAAUGCGAGUAUAUCUGUUCAAUUACUC